Messenger RNA from Homalodisca vitripennis (glassy-winged sharpshooter), 2975 nucleotides. Its product is annotated as facilitated trehalose transporter Tret1-like. Bases 239 to 1615 code for a protein of 458 amino acids. Lineage: Eukaryota; Metazoa; Arthropoda; Insecta; Hemiptera; Cicadellidae. The record is from RefSeq and is a predicted model, not a curated record. The transcript is spliced from 3 exons. Gene Ontology annotation, molecular function: transmembrane transporter activity. Gene Ontology annotation, biological process: transmembrane transport. Gene Ontology annotation, cellular component: membrane.
CCACUACCGGGCAUUCUACUGAUAGUCUAGUCGAUGUUUUCACUUGGCAAACAUUUUCAAUACCUACAUGUAUCAAAGCAAAUAUUUUCACAGCAGUUUGAUUUAAACGAGAAAGCACAAUGGAUCAUGUUUCUCCAGGUAAUACAUUGAAGACAGUACAAAUUAAUCAGCAAAAUUGUAUGCAGUACUAUGUUAUGCAGACUGACAUAGUGAUGGUAAUACUAAGCUGGUAACAAGGAUGGUAAAGUGUCUAUCCAGAGGAUUGGUCAACCAAUAUAUCGCUGGCGCAUCAGCAUGCCUCAGCGUCGUGAACUCCGCCGCUUGUUACGGAUGGGUCACACCUAUCCUAGACAACAUACUGGGACCUGACAGUGUGAUUCCUAUGACUGAGGAGGAAGCGUCUCUGGCGAUCUCUAUUUCUGAACUUCCAGGUCUAAUAGUUCCACUGCCUAUUGGAUUCUUGUCCAACUACAUAGGCCGCAAACCCGUCCUUUUGGCCUCUGGGCCUCUCUUCAUCAUCAGCUGGCUCAUGAUCGUCCUCUGGCCAUCGAUGGCAAUGCUCAUGGUCGCUCGGAUCAUUCAAGGCAUCGCUGUCAGUCUGGCGUUCACAGCAGCACCAGUCUACUUGGGCGAAAUUGCGAGUGACUCUUUCAGGGGAAACAUAACAAGUAUAUUCUUCAACUGUUGGUGGCUCGGAUAUCUUGUGGAAUAUGCGGUUGGUCCUUACCUUAGUUUUAUCCCCUUCACGUACUUUACACUUGCCUUAAACGUGCCUUUUCUAGUUUUAUUUUUUUGGCAACUCGAUAGCCCCUAUUAUUACAUGAUGAAGGGCAACGAAGAAAAGGCACUGGAAUCGUUGCAAUGGUUUAGGGACUCUACUCCUGAAGGACUGAAAGAGGAACUAGAAAAAAUAAAACUGAGCAGUGAGGAUCUCAAGAAGUCGCUCAGUAUGUGGGACAUUGUAGCUACUCCAGAAGACAGGAAAGCACUCAUGUUACUAAUGUCCCUGACGGCUGUCAGACUUUUAAGUGGUGCUGGCUCGCUUUUAGUUUAUGCUACUAACAUAUUUGAUCACACUCCUAAUUGUUUAAUAUCAUCUGAUAAUGCUACCAUAAUGUUUGGAACUGUUAUGUUAAUUGGAGGUUGCAUUAGUUCAUUUACGUCCGACUCGCUUGGAAGAAGACCUCUUUUAAUGAUAUCUUGCAUUGGCUCUUUUAUUUGCCAAUUAUUUACAGGAAUUUAUUAUUAUUUGUUGUUCAAUACUUCUUGGGAUGUGUCUGGUUACAGUUGGAUAGCCGUAGCUUUAAUUAUAUUAUAUUCAGGAUUAUGUUCCUUUGGAAUGUUUCCAGUUUGUGCUGCGUACACAUCAGAACUGUUUACUUCUAAUACCAGAGGCAUAGCUUCUAGCCUUAGUACCAUUAAUGCUAAUGGAGUGUCAUUCAUUGCUCUUGUGGCGUACCAACCAACUACUGACUUUUUGGGACUUUACGCCAAUUUUAUUAUUUAUGCAGUGAUCGUUUUUGUUGGAGGCAUUUACUUUUAUUUCGCGGCACCAGAAACAAAAGGGAAAUCAUUUCAUGAAAUUAGAACAGAACUGUGUGCAAACACGUCGUAACUUUUGUCAAUUAAUAAUAUAAGAUCUGUUAAAUACUACAGAAUUUUUCUGAUGGUAACACACUACAUUAAUCAGUGAUGCGUGUAACGUUCAAUAUUCAAAAUCCAUUAUGGUUAUUUAUAAAAAAUUAUAGUGUUUCUGAUAAGACCGAUAAAAUGUCUGAUCAUCUCUUACUGCUGUGCAAUUUUCAUCAUAGAGUACAAAAAGAUGGAGCCAAUAUGCAUUGUAUAAAUACACAAGCCUUUUUUUUCGUAAACAGGAUAAAAUUUGGCUCAUCAGAAAAAUCGAAAUAGGAAGGAAGCGAAAUUAUUAAAAGAUAUUUUACAAAUUAAAUUUGACAUUUAAAACCAACUAUCAGACAUACAAUAGUAUAGUUACUAAGCAAAAGCCAACUAAUCUGAAUAUGACCCAGUGGUGUAACUACCGAAGGAUGAGGGGAAUAGAGACCCCCUCCUCAGCACCAAGAGAUCUAAAAAUCUAAAUAUAAUAAUCGUAUGACCUCAAUCCAACUUGCCUGAAAUGCAACAGUUGAAUGUUAUGCCUUGGAUUAGGAUUAUAUAAUAAUUCCAAACUUAGGUGUAAGCCUACUCAAUUUUAUUCCGUACCACACAGGAUGAUAUAUUCUUGAAUCAUAUUCACCCCCCACCCACUGUCUCCAAAGCGAAAUCGUAGUAACGUCACUGAUACAAAUUGAAAGUUUCUGUGUUUAGUUUAUAUUGAGAUUAUAAUAGCCCACAUUGAAUCUCUCAAGGUCAAUUGGACUAGCCUCAAGGUGGAAUAAAAAUGCCAAGUUUGGUGCGUAUAUAUGAGCAUCAUGUAAUAUUCAAUGGCACUAGAAUUAACUUAAGGAGGAAUUAUUUUUAGUCAGUAAGUAAUAAUUUUAAGUAUUACAUUGAUCCUUUGGUACAAAAUACUCCCGUAAAAUAUCUCAAUAUUGUUACACCAUCCUAUAUAGAUAUUUAUAAAAACCCCAAAUUUAAAUUUAUGACGAUAGAAAAACUGCCAACGUUAAGAAAUAAAUGUGAUAUUAUUAUAAGGAAUUAUAUAAAAUGCUUAUCUGAUCAGAUAGUGCGUAAUUAGUGGCAAUAUAUUUAAAUUGUAUUUAAUUAUAGUUUAUAGCAUAAGGAAUUAAAUCUGUUACAUAAUAAGUAUAUACCAGGGAAAUACAAAUAAGUUGGGAAAUCAGUGCAAGUGGGUCUUAAUCGACUAAAACUCAUCCAUAAUUAUAAUAUUGCGCUCUGUAUGACCACUAUAUUCAAACAAAACAUACUUAGAAUUGUAAAUAUUAUGCAAUAUCUAGGAAUAAUUUUAAAAAUUUUCAAGAUAGGAAGAAACGUUACUUUAGUUUGAAUUUUGAUUU